Messenger RNA from Podarcis raffonei (Aeolian wall lizard), 1822 nucleotides. RefSeq names its product jagunal homolog 1 (gene JAGN1). The transcript is spliced from 2 exons. The coding region runs from base 58 to 609 and encodes 183 amino acids. Gene Ontology annotation, cellular component: endoplasmic reticulum membrane. The record is from RefSeq and is a predicted model, not a curated record. Gene Ontology annotation, biological process: vesicle-mediated transport; endoplasmic reticulum organization; granulocyte colony-stimulating factor signaling pathway. NCBI's taxonomy places the organism in Eukaryota, Metazoa, Chordata, Lepidosauria, Squamata, Lacertidae.
GGAACGGCCUUAGUUUGACGCAUGCGCACUUGGGUUCGCUGACCCUCCUGGUGAAAGAUGGCGUCCCGCGCGGGACCUCGAGCCGCUGGAACCGACGGCAGCGACUUCCGGCACCGGGAGCGCGUGGCACAGCACUACCAAAUGAGUGUGUCCCUCAAGUCGGAGAUUAAGAAGUUGAUCUACAUGCAGAUAGCGCUGUGGCUUCUGGUGGCAGCGCAGAUGUGUGUCGCUCACUUCAAGCUGCUGCCCCACGACCAGGUGGCCAUGCCUUACCAGUGGGAGUACCCCUACCUGCUCAGCAUCAUCCCUUCGCUCUUCGGCCUCUUCUCCUUCCCGCGGAACAACAUCAGCUACCUGGUCAUCUCCAUGAUCAGCACGGGCCUUUUCUCAGUGGCGCCUCUCAUCUAUGGCAGCAUGGAGAUGUUCCCAAUGGCGCAGCAGCUCUACCGCCACGGCAAGGCCUACCGCUUCAUCUUUGGCUUCUCCGCCGUCUCCGUCAUGUACUUGCUGGUGGUGGUCGCCGUGCAGGUUCACGGCUGGCAGCUGUAUUACAGCAAGAAGCUGCUGGACUCCUGGUUUACCAGCACACAGGAGAAAAAGAAGAAAUGAACAGGCGGCCAGGAGUUCACCUGCAUGCAGCGAUGUCUGGGGGCUUGGGGUGGGGGCUCAGGGGUGCCCUGCUCAAGCAGAGGCAGAUGGCGCUAUUUGGGAUUCUCUGCCCUCCCCAUCUUGCCAAGCUGAUGGGAGAUGGCAAGGGCUCCGUUUGAGCAGGGUGAAAGGUGAGCCUCUGGGUGCCUUCCGACCUUCUGCUGGCAACCACAGGGACUAGGAGCUGCAGACUUGGGCAACCCUCCUUUCGGGAGGGAUUUACAGGAGAGGCAACUGGUGCCUUUCAGAAAGACCUUACCUAGCUUGCUCAGACUGAGAGAUGCAGGACGCUGAAUCGUGACCAGGCAGUCUGACUCCAUCUUCUUGAGUUGGUUAGAUGUGAGUUGGGUAAGAGAACUGUUCAUGGUGAGGCUUGAGGUCCCAUCACGUUUCACCCAUCUUAAGAGUUCCCAGUCAAGCCCUUCUGAGAGAUUAUGCUAUGUGUACUUACCGUAUUUUUCUGUGUAUAACGACCCCUAUUUUUUGGGACCGCAACAAAUAAUUGGGGAGGGGGGGAAUUGCUCAGAGUUCUUGCACUUUUUGUGGGGAGAUUGCCCAGAGUUGUUGAGCUUUGGGGGGGGGCACCACCGCAAAACGCUCGACAGCCUACCCCACAAUUCAAACCGCACACAUCACUACAGACAUCAAUCGUCUACAUAAUACUACUACUACUACUACUACUACUACUACUACUACUACUACUAAUUUAUUAUUUAUACCCCGCCCAUCUGGCUGAGUUUCCCCAGCCACUCUGGGCGGCUCCCAAUCAAGUGUUAAAAACAGUACAGCGUUAAAUAUUAAAAACCUCCCUGAACAGGGCUGCCUUAAGAUGUCUUCUGAAUGUCAGGUAGUUGUUUAUCUCUUUGACAUCUGAUGGGAGGGCGUUCCACAGGGCGGGCGCCACUACUGAGAAGGCCCUCUGUCUGGUUCCCUGUAGCCUCACUGCCCAAAGCCCAACUGCCCAAUCGAUGCAACCACAGCCUGCUGUCCCUUGCUCAUUUAGUCAUGUAGAUGGGUUUCCAUCUUUGCUCAUAACUCCCCUUGCCUUUUCCUAUAACUGCCUGGGUGCCCCAGAGACUGCUGCCACCACCCCAUUCCCAGCUAAUGAGUUUCAGCACAUCCCACACCCCCAUGUACUUGGGUACCAAAUAAAGAAAAAUAUUGCAGAACGUUG